AUGCCUGUGCUGGAUUUGUUUUUUGGUUACCACUCUCUCCAGUUUCCUCUCAAUCGCUCUGAAGAUGAUCCUCCCAGCUGCUCUGAAGAUAAUCCUCCCAUCAGCACUGCGGAUAAUUCACUUAGUCCAUAUGAAGAUAAUCCUCUCAGUCGCAAUGAAGAAAAUCCUCCCAUCCAACCUGAAUAUAAUCCUCCCAGCCGCUCUGAAGAUAAUCCUCAAAACCGCUCUGGAGAUAAUCCUCCCAUCCAAUCUGAAAAUAAUCCUCACAGCCGUUUCGAAUAUAAUUCUCCCAGCAGCUCUGAGGCUAUGGAUACACGUGCGGAUGUUCGGCGCAGUUUCAGUGCAGUUUUUAAAAAAGCCAACCUCUGCAUAAAUACGCUAGCAGUUUCA
Messenger RNA from Protopolystoma xenopodis, 390 nucleotides. The record is from the annotation of a GenBank genome assembly. NCBI's taxonomy places the organism in Eukaryota, Metazoa, Platyhelminthes, Monogenea, Polystomatidea, Polystomatidae.